Messenger RNA from Danio rerio (zebrafish), 1259 nucleotides. It is a transcript of the gene ppp1r8a, whose product is annotated as protein phosphatase 1, regulatory subunit 8a. Gene Ontology annotation, cellular component: nuclear speck. NCBI's taxonomy places the organism in Eukaryota, Metazoa, Chordata, Actinopteri, Cypriniformes, Danionidae. The record is from RefSeq and is marked provisional.
AUGGCGGCUAUUGCAAGCACAAACACAACAGGCUUUGACUGCCCGUCAUGGGCAGGAAAACCUCCACCUGGACUUCAUUUGGAUGUGGUUAAAGGAGACAAAUUAAUAGAGAAGUUGAUUAUAGAUGAGAAGAAGUUCUAUCUGUUUGGGAGGAACCCGGACCACUGUGACUUCACGAUAGACCACCAGUCGUGUUCGCGUGUUCAUGCAGCACUGGUUUACCACAGACACCUCAAGAGGGUGUUUCUCAUUGACCUCAACAGCACACAUGGCACGUUUCUGGGCAGAAUUCGCCUUGAACCCCACAAACCUCAGCAAGUUCCGAUCGACUCGACCAUGUCGUUUGGUGCAUCAACACGAGUUUACACACUGAGAGAGAAACCGCAGACGCAGAGUAGCUCCACCACAGGAGACAGUAAAGGAGUGGAGGAUGAGGAGCUCAAGGGCUUGCUGGGACUGCCAGAGGAAGAAACGGAGUUAGAGAACCUGACAGAGUUCAACACCGCUCAUAACAAACGCAUUUCUACACUCACCAUUGAAGAGGGAAACCUAGAGAUCCAGAGACCCAAGAGGAAGAGGAAAAGCUCACGAGUGUCCUUCAGCGAAGAUGAAGAGAUCAUAAACCCAGAGGACGUGGACCCUUCUGUGGGACGCUUCAGAAACAUGGUGCAGACGGCAGUGGUUCCUAUUAAGAAAAAGAAACUGGAAGGUCACAGUACGUUGGGACUUGACGAAAACGUAGCACGUCGGUUACAGAACUUCCCCCUCAGCGGAGGGCUUUAUGGCGACCUGCCGCCCACCAGCCAUGAAGCAGGAGGGCAAGGCGGCGGAGGUCAGGGAGGUGGUUCUGCCAUCACGGGUGGGAUGCCUCUACCCUUCCCCAACCCUGCUCCAGAGGUGGACGUCUCACCCACCACUGUGCAGCCUCCAGCCAUGCUGAACCCCACUCCUGCUCCCGGACCCUAUUCAGCAGAGCCCCUCAAUGAGCCUCGCAAGAAGAAAUACGCCAAAGAGGCCUGGCCUGGCAAAAAGCCAACCCCUUCACUGCUGAUUUAACAUGGCGCUCAGAAGGAUGGACACAGACUAUGUUUGGCACAUGAAGAUCACAUUGUUCAGGUUGUUGGUUCCAGAUGUCGUUUUCCAGCACUUCUGAUACAUACUACAAAUAUGUAAUGCUGCUUUUUAUUGCUUGAGGAUUUGCCAUUGGUUAUACACCAAUUAAACAUUUGAAACUGGCUGUAACUGCCGAGGAGAGUUAA